Molecule: messenger RNA, 690 nt
Organism: Nycticebus coucang (slow loris)
Lineage: Eukaryota; Metazoa; Chordata; Mammalia; Primates; Lorisidae
Product: prothymosin alpha-like
Exons: 2
Coding region: 280-690 (136 amino acids)
Biological process (GO): negative regulation of apoptotic process; positive regulation of transcription by RNA polymerase II
Cellular component (GO): nucleus
Molecular function (GO): histone binding
Source: RefSeq, a predicted model, not a curated record
ACACUGAAGAUUCUUCCAAACAGACACAGAUGAAAUUAAAAGUAUAGGAUCAAGAAACAAAUCAAAGCAAUUGACAGGUGAAUAAACAAAAUGUAGGAUUGACUGGCGGCUCUGAAAAGCCAUCUUGGCAUUGUUCCUGGGUCCGGCUUCCCCCUGGUGGCAACCACCUCCGCCGCGCUCCUCCUCCGCCGCUGCGGACUCCGGCAGCUUUAUCGCCAGGGUCCCCGAACUCUCGCUUUCUUUUCCAUCCCCCGCAUCGGAUCACCGACGUGCCCCACCAUGUCAGACACAGCGGUGGACACCAGCUCCGAGAUCACUACCAAGGACUUAAAGGAGAAGAAGGAAGGUGUGCACGAGGCAGAGAAUGGAAGAGACGCCCCUGCUAAUGGGAACGCUAAUGAGGAAAAUGGGGAGCAGGAGGCUGACAAUAAGGUAGAUGAAGAAGAGGAAGAAGGUGAUGGUGAAGAAGAGGAUGGAGAUGAAGAGGAGGACGCUGAGGCCACCACGGGCGAAAGGGCAGCUGAAGAUGAUGAGGAGGAUGUUGAUACCAAGAAGCAGAAGACUGAGGAGGAUGACGAGACAGCAAAAAAGGAAAAGUUAAACUUAAAAAAAAAAAAGGCCAGGAUUUUGGCAGCGUUUGCAAUGAAUGCUACAGGCCAACGCGAGACCUACGCGACUGCUGGAAAAUGA